GCUUGUAACGGGUGGUGUUUGCUGAUGAUUUGAGAGGAGGGACACGAAUCCAUUUAUAAAGUAAAAAUGUGUUGGUUAGCGGUUGUAGACGCGCCAACCUCCCAAGUAUAUAAAGAGGAACACUCAUACUCUCUGCCCAAGACAAGCUCUCUAACUCUUAAGCCUUCGAUAAUCACAAUCAUUCCUUGCCUUGAAUCUUGUUCCUGUUUGGUUGCCGAGAAAAGCUGGUAAAAGAAAAGAAUCUAGUAUUCUCCUGACAAGAACUCCGCAUUCAUUUUAUUUAUUUAUUUAUUUAUUUCUAUUUGCUCUGAGUUACCAAACAGUGCGACAGAGAGCUGAAGCUGAAUGGUGUUUUGUUCAUAUCUAUGUUAGUGUUGGUCUGUGCCUUUAAUGGCGGUGAAUUCAAAAAAGUGGGAAAUUAGUCCUGAAAGAAGCAAGGUCUGGAAGGAGCCGAAGCCGAUGGAAAGAAAAGCUGCCGUCGUUUACUAUCUUUGUCGGAACGGCCAGCUGGAGCACCCUCAUUUCAUGGAGAUUCCGAUCUCAUCUCCACAGGGACUGUUUCUCAGAGAUGUUGUAGAGAGAUUGAAUUCUCUCAGGGGCCAAGGCAUGGCGAGCAUGUACUCGUGGUCUUCGAAACGGAGCUAUAGGAAUGGAUUUGUCUGGCACGAUUUGACCGAAAACGACUUUAUAUACCCGACUCAGGGCCAUGAAUACGUACUCAAAGGAACGGAACUUCUUCAAACUUCCUUGAGCUUCGGAUACUACGAAAAAAUAUCAUCGGAAAACAAACCGGAGACAAACAACUCCGGCGACGAUUGCAAUUUUCCGUUCAUCAUUAGGAAGCGAAACCAGUCAUGGGGCUCGUUCAAUCCUCGCGAAUACAAAGUCUACAAGGACGAUCCGGCGACAGAACAUGCCGGGAAAGCGAUGGACGCGGCGACGCAAACCGAAGAUAAACGAAGACGAAGAAGAACAGCCAUAGAAGAAGGGGAAGAAGCAGAGUAUGGACAUUCCACGUCCACCACGGAACUCAGCAGAGAAGAGAUUUCGCCACCACUUUCGAAUACGAGUUCGGAGGAAGCUCCGGUGGGCCAAUCAAGUGUCGCUGCGCCGUCAGCGGAUAUUCGGAAUCAAGCGGCUGAGAAUGAUCGUCCGAGCGGGAGGAUGAAGGCUAGUGCGGUUCUGAAGCACCUGAUCAGGUGCGGGUCGGUGUCUGUCAAAGAUCAAGCAUCAACGGCGAGGAAUGGCGGAGGGUGUGGGAUGAAUUUGGAGCUGCAGCGCGAUGCAGGGGAUUCGCUGGGCUCCAGUGGAAAGGGCGAGCUGAGGGCGCUCUUGGAUAUCACGCGCCUCCGCUAGUACGUCCUCAUGUGUUUCUUUCUGAAGUUUGUCGAAUCUACUUAACGCGUGUUAUAUAAUUUCGCAAAAUUUAAAAAUAAAAAAUAAAAAUAAAAAAAUAAAAAAUAUAUAUUUAUAAAUAAUAAUAAAUAAAAAAAGAGAAAUAAAAAAAAUGAAAAAUGAAAAAUAUUACUUAUUAAUGUUGAAUAUCUUUCAUUAAUCAUAGUGUUUGUACUUUGUACUUGUGAUAAAUAUUACGUUUUUAAUGAUACGUAAGAAUGAAGCAUAUUCAUACUUGAUAAA
Vitis vinifera (wine grape) is the source of this 1638-nucleotide messenger RNA. RefSeq names its product protein SOSEKI 5. The transcript has 3 exons. The coding region runs from base 391 to 1356 and encodes 321 amino acids. The record is from RefSeq and is a predicted model, not a curated record. NCBI's taxonomy places the organism in Eukaryota, Viridiplantae, Streptophyta, Magnoliopsida, Vitales, Vitaceae.